Messenger RNA from Colletotrichum higginsianum IMI 349063, 618 nucleotides. RefSeq lists its product as uncharacterized. The record is from RefSeq and is a predicted model, not a curated record. Lineage: Eukaryota; Fungi; Ascomycota; Sordariomycetes; Glomerellales; Glomerellaceae. The coding region runs from base 1 to 618 and encodes 205 amino acids. The transcript has a single exon.
AUGGAUGGAUACACGGCCGAAGUGGGCGGCAUGGGACCACAGGACGAGCCAGCUGCACGCAUCGCGCCAUUUUUCAUCCCCCCUCUCGUUCCAAGCGUUUCCAUCAACGAGUCCAUCUAUCCCCAUUCCUCGAAAAACCUUGUCUUGAGAACUACACAGAAACUGCCUCAAUUCAGCCAAGUGGGAGGAGGAGGAGGAGAAGGAGGAGGAGGGGGUGUACCGGCUCACGACCGAGAAGGGGAAACAGAGUCCCCAUCCGUGUUUACGCAGCGGGACUCCCAAGGGGCCGCCGGAGUGGGCACGACUGGCGCGACGAGAUCGGAAUGUAGAUGGCUGAUCGGCGUCCUGACAGGGGACCCGACUCUCUCGUUCCGAAAAGAAACCGCGAAGGAGGCUCUGCCAGACUGCCCAGGACUCUGGGAAGAUAUCCCUCCCCCCCGCCUCAUGUCCCCUCCUAAGCGUGCAUAUUGCUCGUGGUGCUUUAGACUGCAUUGGGAAACAGAAACUCUUGGAACGUGGGCGACCCGGCGCAAAGCUUCAAAGGUAUGUCUGCCGAACGCUUUGGAGACUGAGAAUCAGGUUUUCGAUGCCCAGGAUGAAGGAGAGGAACGGGUUUAG